This is a messenger RNA of Effrenium voratum, 780 nucleotides long. Lineage: Eukaryota; Dinophyceae; Suessiales; Symbiodiniaceae. The record is from the annotation of a GenBank genome assembly.
AUGUCCGAUUCGGGUGGCUCGCGCUUGUCCACGUGCACCCUGUUGGUGCGGGACUACGACGAAGCCAUUGCCUUCUUCGUGGGCGCCAUGGGCUUGAAGUUGCUGGAGGACACCCCGCGUGGGCGGGGCAAGCGCUGGGUGGUGGUGUGCCCGGCGGCUGGCGCUGGGCUGCUGCUGGCCAAAGCGGAAGGGGAGGAGCAGCUGGCACGCGUGGGGGACCAGUGCGGAGGCCGUGUCGGCUUCUUUUUGGAGACUGACGACUUCGCGCGGGAUCACAAGGCCUUCCAGGCCAAGGGGGUGAAAUUUUUGGAGGAGCCGCGCCACGAGAGCUAUGGGUCUGUGGCGGUGUUUCAGGACAUCAGCGGCAACAAGUGGGACCUCAUCCAGAGGUAUCCAACGGACGAUGGUGUUGACGUGAAGGUUAGCUCCAAGUUCCUCACGCGCAACGACUACUGCCAGACCUUUAUUGACACCGGCCUGCGACCGCAGAACUUCAUCCGGGACUUGGAUUACCAAAACCGGUACUCGGAGUACCCGAAGAUCGAGCGGCUGAUCAAACUCAAGGACGACAUCAUCUCGAAGCGGGCGACGCCGGGGAUGUCUCUGAAGUGCGAUCUGAAGAGCUUCGACCUGACCAGUUUGGGUACCAAGUUCGACGUGAUCUUGCUGGACCCUCCCUGGGAGGAGUACCAAACACGAGUUGCUGGCAUGUAUGUGCCAGAUGAGGACCUCUCCACCUGGUCCCUCGAGGAGCUGAAGGCCCUGAAGGCGGCAACUUGA